GUAAAAUGAAAUUUCUACUCCGUGCCUCCUCACUUGCCGGUCAAUCACUUCGAUUCGCCUCUCAAAGACCGAAGGUGUUUUUCGACGUGAGUAUUGGAGAAGAACCAGCAGGACGUGUCACCAUGGAGUUGUUCAACGAUGUUGUCCCAAAAACAGCAGAGAAUUUCCGCGCAUUGUGCACCGGUGAGAAGGGCGUCGGAGAGCAAGGAGUUGCACUUCACUUCAAGGGAUCAAAAUUCCACAGAAUCAUUCCAGAGUUCAUGAUUCAGGGAGGAGAUUUCACUCGCCACAACGGAACUGGUGGUGAAUCAAUCUACGGAAAUAAAUUCAAGGACGAGAAUUUCGAUCUUAAGCACACCGGACCAGGAUGCCUUUCAAUGGCCAACGCUGGACCAAACACCAACGGAUCUCAGUUUUUCAUUUGCACAGUCGACACUCCAUGGCUUGAUGGAGGUCACGUCGUUUUCGGACAAGUCACCGACGGCAUGUCUGUUGUGAAGAAGAUCGAAAAGAUGGGAUCCCGAUCCGGAGCCCCAGCCAAGACUGUCACAAUCGCCGAUUGCGGAGAGUUGAAGAGCGAGUAACUUCAUUGUUUUUUUUGUUUCAAAAAUAUUUUUCAUUAGCGUUAGCAAAUUGUUAUUAUUUUUUAAUUAAUUGUUUUUAAUUAGUAAAGUUUUAGUUUUU
Molecule: messenger RNA, 684 nt
Organism: Caenorhabditis elegans
Lineage: Eukaryota; Metazoa; Nematoda; Chromadorea; Rhabditida; Rhabditidae
Gene: cyn-1
Product: Peptidyl-prolyl cis-trans isomerase 1
Biological process (GO): protein folding
Molecular function (GO): peptidyl-prolyl cis-trans isomerase activity
Source: RefSeq, marked reviewed